AUGGGAGCAGUUUUGAGUGCUGGAGGGUGCGCAGCUCAGCUGGCUUGUUGCUUUGGUAGCGCUGCAUGUGGGCUGUGUUGCAAUGCGUGCCCCAUGUGCAAAAGCAGCACGAGCACGCGGCUGAUGUACGCGUUGAUAAUGUUCUUCGGGACACUGGUUUCGUGCCUGAUGCUGGUACCGUCGAUCCAGGAAAAACUGGCCAAGAGCAACUGGUUCUGCAAGGCAACGUUGAACAUCGAAUGCGAACGGGCGACGGGCUAUCAAGCCGUAUACAGGAUGUGUUUCGCCAUGGCUGCGUUCUUCUUGCUCUUCGCCAUACUCAUGAUCAACGUAAAGUCGUCAAAGGAUAUUCGAGCAAAGAUUCAUAACGGAUUUUGGUUUUUCAAGUACAUUUCUUUGAUUGCUCUGGCAGUGGGGGCGUUUUACAUUCCGUACGGAGACUUCUCUGUUGCCUGGAUGUACAUCGGAAUGCUCGGUGGAUUUCUCUUCAUCCUUGUUCAGCUGAUAUUAAUAAUCGAUUUUGUGUACGCAUGGGCCGAAGGGUGGAUGCAGAAAUACGAAGAAACAGAUAAUCGAUCGUGGUUCGCCGCAUUAAUCUUCUUCACUUUGUUUCUCUACGCGGUUUCGAUUGCGGCAGUUGUACUUUUCUACAUCUACUACGCAGGGUACCCGGAGUGUCAGUUGAACAAGGUAUUCAUCAGCAUCAACCUCGUCGCCUGCGUCGUCGUUUCCGUGCUUUCAGUGCUGCCAAAAGUGCAGGAGUUUCGGCCACGAUCGGGCUUGUUGCAGUCCAGUCUGAUCACACUGUAUACCCUUUUCCUGACAUGGUCGGCGAUGGCUAACGAACCAAACGUGCGAUGUAACCCAAGCUUGCUGACCAUAUUCACUAAUUCGUCGAGUUCGACAACCCCGAAUGAUCAGCGCAGUUAUGCAGGCCUGCAGGCACAGUCGGCAGUAGGAAUGCUCAUCUGGUUUCUGUGCAUAUUGUAUGCAAGUAUCCGAACCGGUAGUCAGUCGACGAACAAGCUCACAGGCUCCAGUGAAACAACGCUGAUUAACAACGGAGCGACUGCAACGUACAACUCUGAGGAAGGCACUCGCGUGAUCGAUAACGAGACCGAGGCGGUCACUUACAGCUAUUCAUUUUUCCAUACGAUGUUCUUUUUGGCUUCGUUGUACAUUAUGAUGUCGUUGACGAAUUGGUAUAGGAAAUCUCACGCAAUUUUAGAAAACGACUUGCCUGAAAUGACAGAUAACAUCGAUUCGAUGGCGAUGUACAUCGGGCCGAUCAAUCCGGCUGUGUAUCCCCAUUUGACCCUGACGUUGCUGGGUAUCGGCAUGUUUUUCAUGGCUUGGUUUUUCGUCUACGAGGUGACGUCGACCAAAUAUACGAGACAGGCUUUGAAGGAAAUGAUGAUCGCGGUGGUUUCAUCGGCUUUCAUUGGUUUUGGCGUUUUGUUUCUGUUGCUCUGGGUCGGGAUCUAUGUUUAA
This is a messenger RNA of Soboliphyme baturini, 1491 nucleotides long. Lineage: Eukaryota; Metazoa; Nematoda; Enoplea; Dioctophymatida; Soboliphymatidae. The record is from the annotation of a GenBank genome assembly.